Messenger RNA from Eutrema salsugineum, 1867 nucleotides. RefSeq lists its product as uncharacterized. The transcript is spliced from 12 exons. The record is from RefSeq and is a predicted model, not a curated record. Bases 134 to 1567 code for a protein of 477 amino acids. Lineage: Eukaryota; Viridiplantae; Streptophyta; Magnoliopsida; Brassicales; Brassicaceae. Gene Ontology annotation, molecular function: GTP binding.
AAACAGCUAAACCCUCUAAUCCCAUUUCUUCCAAUUCCAAUUAUCCAAGCUCCUCUCUGAUCGCGGUCGUCGCACAAUCCGCAAAGGUGACUUGGAAUCAAGUGUUUCUCUACUUCAGCACUAUUAUCAUAGAAUGUCUGUAGAUACUGCUUUAGGUCAUAAGCUCAAGAAAAGACUGAAACUUUCAUCUCUCAACUCUAAUUCUUCUUCUAAAAGAAGCAGUAAAUCCAGUACUCGCCGAAGUGAUGGUGACACAAACCCUCGGAAUAGUAGUAAAACUAAGGUUUCGUCUAUGAAGAAGAAGAGGGUCUACGCCACUAAGACUGAGCUCAAUGAGGAUAACCAUGUGAACGAAAUUCCACGCACAAUUUGGGCUGCAUCAAAGAGAAACCAACGGUCUACUUCUAGUUUUAAGACCACGAAGGAUGCUGCAAAAGCUGCAACAGGUGUGUUUAAAACAAAGUCACCGAGGGGAGAUGAUGAAAAGCCUAUUCGAAAGCAGAGCUACCGGAAGAGAGAUGAAUUGGAUAAAAAUGGAGAUGUGAGCCGAAGGAAAAGCUUGGAUGUGCCGUUAUAUAAGGCUAAAAGGCAGGGAUUUGCAGAGAAGAGAGUCUCGGGCGAUGGUUCAGAUAUUCAGGAGGAUCAACCAAGGAAGAGAAAGAGGAUACGACUAGAUCCCUACGAUACCUCGAAUAAAAGAAUAGAUGAUGAUGUCGUUCUUGAUGAAGGUCGUAAAGAAAAGAAGAAGAACGAUGAUGAAAAAAGUGUAGGAAUGUCGCAAAAUGCACAGUUUCGUGCAAUUCAGCCUAGUCAGUCAAUCCUUUCCUAUGUAGAAGAAAAUCUGUUGGGGCGUAGACGCUUGAAUGAGCUAAAGAAGGCUGGCUACAACACAGAGCUUCCUGCUCCGUUAGAUAAUAUUCCUCAGUCUACCAGCACAGAGAGAGAGCGUAUAGAAGAAAGUGUAUUUAGAAAUAAAAUGGAAUUCUUUGCUGCUGCAAAUGUUUCAUCGUCAUUUCCUCCUCCUCCUGAUAUACCUGAGAUUGCAUUUGCAGGAAGGUCGAAUGUUGGCAAAUCGUCUCUGCUAAAUGCCCUUACCAGACAGUGGGGUGUUGUAAGAACAUCUGACAAACCAGGACUGACACAGACCAUCAAUUUUUUCAAUCUUGGUCCGAAGGUUCGCCUUGUUGAUUUGCCCGGUUACGGCUUUGCCUUUGCAAAAGAUGAAGUUAAGGAAGCCUGGGAAGAUCUUGUAAAGGAAUAUGUUUCAACAAGAAGUAGUCUUAAACGGGUAUGCCUUCUUGUUGACACCAAAUGGGGUAUGAAGCCUAGAGACCAGGAACUUAUUAAUCUGAUGGAGAGAUCGAAUACAAAGUAUCAGAUAGUCUUAACCAAGACAGAUGUGGUUUUCCCAAUGGACGUGGCACGUCGAGCAAUGCAAAUCGAAGAGAAGUUGAAGGCAAACAGGUCAAUUGUCCAGCCUCUGAUGAUGGUGAGCUCAAAAUCAGGAGCUGGCAUAGGAAGCUUAAGAACUGCUCUUGCUAAGAUUGCAAAGUUUGCAAAGUUCUAGGUUCUCGAAACAAGAAAACAAUACCCAAAGCCAGUAAAGGCAAAGAAGAAUACUUUUCAUGGCAUAAAUUAGGGGAAAAAAUGAUAUGUAUAUGUGUUGUGGAAGAGAAGUGAGGAAGCCAAAAUGUUGAGAUAAGGAAGAAUGGUGUGAAUGGUGUGAUGAAGACCCAACUAAGUUAGUGAAAAGUGUCAACAAUCACUAUGGUUUUUUAUUUGUUUACAUCUAUUUGUAUGUCAAAAGCAUCACUGAGAGAGCAAUGAGCAUAAUAUGUUAUGGUCUUUCACGUUCUGACAGAGUAGG